UCCGGGCCACUUGGCGUGGUUGGCGUGCCAAAGCCCUGUCCUUGCCUCGCGUGCGCGGGCCUGGUUCCGUCGCGGUCUCGCGCGCCUCGGUUUCCCAGCCUCAUGGCCGGGCUCACCCUAUUUGUGGGCCGCCUCCCGCCCUCGGCCCGCAGUGAGCAGCUGGAGGAGCUGUUCAGUCAGGUGGGGCCGGUGAAGCAGUGCUUCGUGGUGACUGAGAAAGGGAGUAAGGCAUGUCGAGGCUUUGGCUAUGUCACUUUUUCUAUGCUGGAAGAUGUUCAGAGGGCCCUCAAGGAGAUUACCACCUUCGAAGGCUGUAAGAUCAACGUGACUAUUGCCAAGAAAAAACAGAGGAACAAGUCCAAGGAAAAGGGGGAAAAUGAAAAUUCAGAACCCCCAAAGAAGGAACUGAAGCCUAAAAAACCCAAAGUGGCAGACAAGAAAGCCAGAUUAAUUAUUCGGAACCUGAGCUUUAAGUGUUCAGAAGAUGACUUGAAGACAGUAUUUGCUCAAUAUGGAGCUGUCCUGGAAGUAAACAUCCCCCGGAAGCCAGAUGGAAAGAUGCGUGGUUUUGCUUUUGUCCAGUUCAAAAACCUUCUAGAAGCAGGAAAAGCUCUCAAAAGCAUGAACAUGAAAGAGAUAAAAGGGCGGACAGUAGCUGUGGAUUGGGCUGUGGCAAAGGAUAAAUAUAAAAAUACACAGUCUGCCUCUGCCCCAGGUGAGGAGAAGAGGCCUGAACCUAAACAUCAGGAAUUAGAUAAAGAGAAUGGCAGGGAAGAAGCGGAUGCCACAGAGGAGGAAGAAGAGGAAGAGGAGGAGGGGGAAGAGAAUAAAAAAUCAAGGGUGACCAAGACUGCACAGAUUCAAAAGAGAGGCGACGUGUGUAAUGACUAUGGAGAGACUCCUCUGACAGCCCAGACCCCUGGUUCUGACCUGUGCCAUUGCAGAGCAGUCUGGAGGGCCGCAGCCGCAGAGGGCAGUGAGGAGGAGCUCUCUGACGGCGACAGCAUCCUGGAGGGAAGAGAGAGUAUCGAUGGCGGAGAGGAACCGGCUCAGAGUGAUACCAACAGUGAAGAGCAAGAGGACGAAGAUGUGCAAGUCUCAAAGAAAAAGAAGAGGAAAUUACCCUCUGAUGUGAAUGAAGGGAAAACUGUUUUUAUCAGAAACCUGUCUUUUGACUCAGAGGAAGAAGAACUCGGGGAGCUCCUCCAGCAAUUUGGAGACCUUAAGUAUGUCCGUAUUGUCUUGCAUCCAGACACAGAGCAUUCUAAAGGUUGUGCAUUUGCCCAGUUCGUGACUCAAGAAGCAGCUCAGAAAUGCCUUGAAGCUGCUUCUCCAGAGACUGAGGGUGGUGGGCUUAAACUGGAUGGCCGGCAGCUCAGGGUCGACUUGGCAGUGACCCGUGAUGAGGCUGCAAAGCUGCAGACAAAGAAGGUGAAGAAGCCUACCGGGACCCGGAGCCUCUACCUGGCCCGAGAAGGCUUGAUUCGUGCUGGGACUAAGGCUGCGGAGGGUGUGAGCGCUGCUGAUAUGGCCAAAAGAGAAAGGUUUGAGCUGCUGAAGCAUCAGAAACUCAAGGACCAGAAUAUCUUUGUGUCCCAGACCAGGCUCUGCCUGCACAACCUCCCAAAGGGUGUGGACGACAAAAAGCUCAGAAAGCUGCUGCUGAAUGCCACCCGAGGGGAGAAGGGGGUGUGCCUCAAGGAGUGUAGGGUGAUGCGAGACCUCAAAGGAGUUUAUGGGAAAGUUAAGGGUCAGUCCCUGGGCUACGCCUUUGCGGAGUUCCGGGAGCACGAGCAUGCCCUGACAGCCCUGCGCCACAUCAACAACAAUCCAGAGAUUUUUGGGCCCCUGAAGAGACCGAUAGUGGAGUUCUCUUUGGAGGAUCGAAGAAAACUUAAAAUAAAGGAACUGAGGAUUCAGCGCAGCCUGCAAAAAGUGAAAUCCAAGCCUGCAAAUGGUGAGCCCCAGCAGGAACAACCAGUGCUUGGAAAAGACCAGCAACGGAAAGCAGCUCAAAACCACACACAGGAACAAAGCAAGGCCCCCCUGGAGCAGAAAGGGAAGCUGCAUUCGUCCUCGUGGACAGGGUUCCAGACCAAGGCUGAAGUGGAGCAGGUGGAGCUGCCUGACGGAAAGAAGAGAAGAAAGGUCCUGGUGCUUCCCUCGCACCGAGGCCCCAAAAUUAGGCUGCGGGACAAAGGCAAAGUGAAGUCUCUCCCUCCCAAAAAGCCAAAGCCCCAGAUGACCCAGCAGAAGCCAGAGAAGCAGACAUUACCUUCCAAGCAGGCCCCUGGGAAGAAAACUAAGGGAAAUAAGACCGAAAUCCGCUUCAAUCAGCUGGUCGAACAAUAUAAGCAGAAAUUACUGGGACCUUCUAAAGGAGUACCUCUUGCAAAGAGGAGCAAAUGGUUUGACAGUUGAUGGUGGCAGCAGACCGGAUAAGAAGCUGGAUUCUUGGUCAAGCUCCCAGGUCUCCCUCCACCCCCUACUGUUAUUCUCUGAGGGAGGGACACCCCCCUUCCUCCCCAGGGCACUGCCACUUUGUUGGGAGGCCCCCUGGGCUGUGCACAUUUGAACUUUGGGCCCUCCCCAGUGCGUGAUUAGUGAACCACAGAGAGAAAUCUCAGAAAAACGUCAUGAUGCUUAUUGUGUAUUAUCCAAGUUAUUGUGUGAAUUGUAUCUGUAAUUAUUGCCCAUUUAAUCCUUUGUUUCUCAAAUGGAAACAGUUGUAAAAAGGAUUCUUGAGGACUGAAUUUUUAAGAUGUGUAUUUUGUUAAGUGUCUCCUCUAAAUGAGCUCUUGUUUGGCUUUUUGAAUAACAAACUAUUUCUCAUUUCUAA
Zalophus californianus (California sea lion) is the source of this 2839-nucleotide messenger RNA. It is a transcript of the gene RBM28, whose product is annotated as RNA binding motif protein 28. Gene Ontology annotation, molecular function: RNA binding. Bases 103 to 2421 code for a protein of 772 amino acids. The record is from RefSeq and is a predicted model, not a curated record. The transcript is spliced from 19 exons. Lineage: Eukaryota; Metazoa; Chordata; Mammalia; Carnivora; Otariidae.